ACCCAAGUUCUUGUUCUCCGAUCAAAAUCUUCAUCUCAGUAAUUCCUCCCCCAGAACUCUGUUUCGUGUCGAAUCUUGGCUGAUUAAUUCAGUGAUGUAUUCAUCAAAGUCAAAUGAGUAUCAGAAGUUCUCAUCUUCACCUCCGCCACCGACGGCACCCCCGGCUGCACAGUUCAGUCAGAACACAGCCACCACCGGAAUCCCGGUGAGCUCAACGAAUCAAUACUACAGUCAGAAUCCCCCACCUGCUGCCUUUACAAGACAAGCUCAAGCUCUACAACCUUGGUCCACCGGCCUCUGCGACUGUGGUUCCGAUGUCCGCAAUUGUUGCAUCACAUGUUGGUGCCCAUGCAUUACUUUCGGUCAGAUCGCCGAGAUCGUCGACAAAGGAUCCUCCGCCUGCGGAUCCAACGGAGCGCUUUACACUCUUAUCGCCUGUGUGACUGGUUGUCCCUUCUUCUACUCGUGCUUCUACCGCUCCAAGCUGAGGCAGCAAUACCUGCUGAAGGAGAGCCCCUGUGGCGAUUGCCUUGUUCAUUGCUUCUGCGAGUCCUGCGCCUUAUGUCAAGAGUACAGAGAGCUCAAAAACCGUGGAUUUGAAAUGUCUUUAGGAUGGCAUGGUAACAUGGAGAGACAAAGCCGGGGAGUGGCGAUGGCUCCGGUCGUUCAAGACGGCAUGUCACGUUAAGCGUCGAAUUGUGAAUUUAUGAUCGUUUAUAUAGCAGUAAGAUCAUACUGACAUGUUCUGUGUGUGUGAGAGAGAGAGAGAAGGUCUCUGUUGUAUUAUUCUUACUGUUACAGACUGAAAUUUAUUAAACUUUGAGAGGAGACCGGUUCAGCUAUCUAUCUCUAUGACUCUCUCAGAAACCAGAGUGGUUGGAUCUCAAGUCUUAUCUGUCUAUAAAUAUCAAACGAGAUAUUUUGUCAUGCUA
Messenger RNA from Nelumbo nucifera (sacred lotus), 932 nucleotides. Its product is annotated as protein PLANT CADMIUM RESISTANCE 2-like. The record is from RefSeq and is a predicted model, not a curated record. Lineage: Eukaryota; Viridiplantae; Streptophyta; Magnoliopsida; Proteales; Nelumbonaceae.